AUAUGUAACUCUAACUCUCAAGUUUCCGUCCUUCUCAAGCUACGCUCAUAGCCCUCAGGUCUUUCUUUCCGAUAGACCGAAGUUUGAACCUGGUUGUCAAGCGAAUCAAGGUUGUUGGCAUUGUUGAAACGGUACGGAACCAAUAUCAUGAGGUUCACGCCAUUGGUCCGGUCAUCCUGUGAUGCAACAUCGACCAGAGAUAGAUGGCAAACGUCACCUCCGUGCCGGAAAAGAAGUGAUAUGCAUGUGUCGUCCUGGGCGUCGUGUUCUCUAUUUGACGAUGGCUGCGAUGUUUGGAGGCUGUACUCAAUCCGCUUAUAGCUGGCAGUAAUUUUACCCCAACAUCUGCGGAAGCUUUGUCGUAUCUUCAGUACUUUGUGUGGAGAUUUGCAUUGGGUAGGAAACUACCACACUGGUCGGUGGAUAUCGGUCUGCUUCUGUUGAGCUUCUCUGGUCUUCGAGGCGUCAUUACGACGGACUAGUGCGCUUUGGCUCGUCCUUCUACACCCCAAUAUUAACCUUCUGGUGUGUUCUGACUCCUUUGAGGCCGUUCUAGCACGCACCCCCUGCACAUUGCCGACCUACUGAAGAGAAUAAAGGCAGAAUCACGCCCACGGUGCGCUCUAGCCCCGCCUGUUACUGAUUUUUACGAUCUUACAUCCUGAUUUUCUCCUAGCCGUCCGACAUUGCUCUACGACCCUGGUUCUUGUCUGAAACGUCUGCUAUGACAGCCUUUUGCGAUCAGGACGCCCUUUUGCCCGAGGUCGACGACGACGAUGGCAUGCCGCCUUUGGUCGACAAUCCUUACCCGCCGAUGACUUUCACAUUUGCGAUGAAUAUGACUCCGAUCACUUAUGGUACUUCGCCUGGUAGCUUCGAAGUUGUGCCUGAGACAACGCCCCAAAGCAAGUUCAUAUACUCCCCGCCAAGUUCUCCGAUCCUUGAACCUAUGAAGUCCUCUCAUGCUAAGAAACGGGAUGCUUCCUAUAUUCCAAGACCUCCGAACGCGUUCAUCCUUUUCCGUUCAUCUUUCAUACGUGCUCAACAUAUUCCGGGAAAGAUCGAGGGGAAUCACAGUGCCCUCUCUAAGAUUAUUGGUGCGUGCUCAUUCUCUCUGUCUCACGGAAUCUACCAAUGUAUUCUCUUAUUCUUAGGAAAAUGCUGGAAGGCACUCCCGCGUGAGGAACGCGAGGUGUGGGAGGCUAAGGCGAUUGUUGCUCAAGCCGAGCAUAGGAAGAAAUACCCCGACUGGCGAUUCAGACCCAGUGCAAACGCACUAGCGAAGGUGAAAGACGGGCCACGAAGACGAAAUAAUCGAAAAGGAAGAGGAGAAGCGGAGAAGGGAGAACGGAAUCGAGAGAAACGAUGUGCGAAAAUUGCAGACUUGCUGGUGGCGGGGAAGAAGGGAAGUGAUUUGCAGGUUGCAAUCGAAGCUUACGACUGCGAGACUGGAGAAUCGAAGAACGUCAAGGAGGAGAAUGGAGGUGUGGUUGUUAUGAAGGUCCAGGAGCAGGAAAUAUCAUCCGUCGCCAACGUCAUGGUUCCUCAAGUUUCCCCAGUCAAUGCUAAUGCGACACUUGAUAUCAACACAGCUCGCAAGGAAAUACGAUCCUACACCCCAGAUGUGUACCACGACGGGAGGUUCAAGACAUCGUUAACCUCUAUGUUCCGACGUUCGGCCUCUGCGCCUGCAUCCCAGACUCGCAACAGCACGUCCUCCACCAAUGCUUCGUCCAGCAUUGAGGCCUCGUUGCCUCCUCCUGUGGCUUGCGACUUCGCGUCCUUCUCAGCGUCAGCUCAAACUCCCGAUGUAGAAUUUUCGCCCCAGCCACGUGUGGUCGGUGACAUCACACCUGUUUCGACGAUGACUUCCACGAGCAUCAAAGACGUAAAUCGUGCGGAUUCUUUACUGCCUUCGGUUCCAGGAUUCACGACUGUCCUUACUGAUUCCUCUCAAGUCUGUGGCGGUGUUUAUCCCAUUCAAUGCCCUGAUACGUACGAGCAUCCUUCCUUUGACAUAAACACAAGUCUUUCGCCAUGCAGUCCUGCGCCUACGACACCCGCGUUCGAACCUGAUUUUGAUGAGGUUUCAACACCUGCACAAUCUCCUAUUGCGUUCGAUUUCGCCGUUCAAGGAACUGGUGACUAUGUUGAUUCUCCCCACGUUACCCCCGAUUCCCCAUUCGGAGUCGGAGAGACGAUUUCGUCCAACUGCGGAGACCACUAUUCUGACUUGCUUUCACACAACCAAUCUUCUUAUUCAUCAUUGAAGGGGUGGGCCGGGGAUGCCACUUCUAAGCGCUCUUUUGCUUGUGCCAACUCGUGGGUCGGUACUCUUCCUGUUGCUCAGCAACCCAUGAUAUACGACCCCGACCGUGUCAUGAAAGAUGCCUUCGCAGCCGCGACGGUAUCUUAUGAAGAGUGGGGCCUCGGAUCUUCAGCACAAUUGUCUUUGCAAUACCCCGAUCGCAGUUUCGAAGACCUACAAAGUUUGCAGCACUAUGCACAAGGCUGGCAGGACCUUGCAAUGGCUACUGGUAACUACGACGACCAGUACCAAUUGUUGUGAUCCUUGUUAUGCCGUUCCUCACAGAGUCUAUUUCCCCUUUCUCCUGGACUUUGAACGAUCGAAGGUAUUCUGGACCUGUUUCAGAUCGGUGUCUUUUCAUUUACGAUCGAGUCCUUAUUGUUCUCUUGUCUCCCAGCGGCUCCCAGCGGAUGAUUCAACUCUUCUGAUACACGUUUGUUGACGCUGCCUCUAUGCUCUCCUUCUCUUGCGCGCCUUGUCUUUAUCCCCUAUGCUUCCCUUGUUUUGCCACUUCCUCUAUCUACUUCCCGACUUGCCUCGGCUUCCGUCGGGUUGUCAUAGAACGCCGAUAGUUGUGUUUUACCCUCUUGUUCUCCUCUGUCUCGAUAUCAGCUGUUGCACACUAGUGUUGUACAGUAGUUGUGUAUCUGGUAUGUCUUUGCUAUCUCUCCCAUGCUUUUUUUGUUUUCUGACUGCGAUACACGAUUCUCAAGAUUAUGUACUACAUGUGUAUUUUUCUGUUCUGUAUGUCAACAAUUUAUGCCAGGUUAUUACACCCGUGUUCGCCGCUGUACAGAGCUUAUCUGGCACUUCAGCGCUAUGUCUUGAACUUUGGAUCAUCAUCUGGCGACCUCCACCGAGCGCG
Molecule: messenger RNA, 3173 nt
Organism: Somion occarium
Lineage: Eukaryota; Fungi; Basidiomycota; Agaricomycetes; Polyporales; Cerrenaceae
Source: the annotation of a GenBank genome assembly